AUGGCGAGUAGAUACCGCUGCCUCGCGCCGCUCCAUAUCUCUUCGUCGCCAGGUGCGAGGGCCACGCUCGAGGUCUACAUUCUCUACGACGGCCCCAAGGCUGGGAUCUAUACGGAUUCCGGCCGAGCGCCCAAGUACGCGUACACCUGCAGUACAAUCGCCCAUGGAUUCUACAUGUGGGAGAUCAACUGCGAGAACAACCAUCAGCAUCUCUCUCCCCCUCUACCCAACGCGAUCGACGGCACCAUACACGGGUGGUGUACGUGGCGCAUCCUCGUCAACAAGGCCGGUGACUGCGGCUUCGUCCACGUGGAUGAGCAAGCCCUCGAGCGAAUCCUCGAGCGUCUACGGAACGGGCUGGAGAAGAUCAGCGAAGCUCUUAUGCGCGAGCAGGCAGCACAACCGCGCCCCCCUCAGUUGGCGCAGUCGGCGCGGGCGACUCCCGCUGCCCUUGGCGGCGCGUAUCGGGUUGCGACUCGAGGGUCAUCGCCCGACAUCUGGCAGGACGUCCCCCUCGCUCCUCCACCCCCUCCGCCUUCCUCGAACCGCCCGACCAGGGCACAUCAUGCGGCGCCGCCAUCUCCUGUCAAAUCCACGCGCACGAGCCGAUCGCCCGUCAAGAGGUCAGAGCCCGUCGCGAGCUCUCCCCUACCUAGUAUCGACAUCAGCUCGGACGAAGACGAGGCGCUGUACGUCAGUGCUCGCGCAUCUGCGACGCCCGCUCGGAGGCCCUCCCCUUCCAAGCCCAGCACAGCGUCCAAGGCCCCGACCCCGAAAUCAAUCGAGGCCAUCUUCUCCGCGAAGGCGAAGGGGGUGGCUUUCUCGACAACGGCCUCCGCGACCGUCGGCGCCCCUCGAGCGCGGUCAUCCUCACCUCGCAAGAAGCGCGCCUCGCCUUCGUCCAUAGUCGCCCCGCCUUCGAUGCCCUCGACGCCGUCAUCGAUUGCCCCAUCACCAUCCGUUGCUUCCUUGACCGACGCCCUCAGCCGCCACGGCCUGUCCGUGGCAGCCUCCCCUCCCCGCAUGCCUGCCAGGUGGUGGGUUGUUUGCCAAGGUAACGGCAUGAAGCGCACCACGGCCAGCCUGGCGGUGGCUCAAACAUGGCUCGCAGAGGCGGAGUCACAGGGCUUGGAGGCCGAGCUCAAGGUCGCCGAGGACGAGGAUGAGCUUGCUGCCCUGCUUCUCGUCGGACGUGCAAAUUUGGAGCUCGACGCGUACUGUCACACGUGUGACAGACGCGUCGCUUUUCUGUUGUUCGAGUUCAACUUGCGACCUGCGCUCUUCACUGAAUACUGGCUUACCCGCUUCUUCUUUCGCAUAUCACCACUCAUUAUCUUCUCGCCCAUGGGACGCUUGAGGAAGGAGCCCACUGCUCGCAAGCAGACGACGCGCGGAAACCCUGGCAUCUGGUUCGACCGGCGCAAGGACAUUCUCGUCUCCCACAAGGACAAGUAUGUGAAGGCGCCACGAAAGGAGAAGAAGAUCGUUGUGGAGGAAACUGUGGACGCCUAUCUCGACGAGUACCCAUAUCACUUCAACGACCCUCCCAUCAUUCCAGAGGGCGCGUCGGAGGAGGAAUGCGCGCGCAUCAUGAACGCGGCUAAGGACGACGCGAGGGCUGAGGCAGGGCCGCAAAUCAACUCAUGGCUCAAGAAUCAAGUGACGAAAGCGAACGCCGUCACGAAGAAUCCCUUCCGGACCUUCCUCGCGCAGAGCCUCAAAAAUCUGGCUGCUACAAAGCCCGCCCACGUACCCGAGCACAAGAUGUGGAUGAAGCAGCCCGAGUACCGCGACGUCUUCCUGCCGAUAUUCGAGGAGCGCUGGGCCAAAGCGGACCUUUCAUCGGAGCAGGAGCUCACGCAGCGCGUCCAAAUCGCGCAGGAAAUCUACGAGGAGCAGGACGAGGAGGUGAAAAAGCACGUCCGCAGCUUGGUGAAGGAGGACUACGAGCGGCGUCUCGCACUGCGCAAUAGCGUUUGGGACGAAGACGAGAUCACAGAGGAAAGCGCGGAGCUGUGUCGCGAGAACAUCUCCAAACUCAUCGAGCCGCUGCUCGAAGAGUUAUGUCGACUAUGCAAGCUCAAUGUUGGGACGAUCAUGCUCGCGCGGCCGCCGCAGGAUGAGUUCGAUAAAUUUGAGUGUAUCUCUGUCGACGUGGGGCGAACAAUCGCAAGCGAGGGCUCCCUCAAGCUUCCCGACUUCGAGCCCGACAAGUAUAGCGACCUUUACCUGAGGUGGUUCCUGCGCUUCGUCGUGCACACUACGGAAAGAUCGGCCGCUCUGCAACGCGAACAGGAAGAACGCGAGCGGCAGGCAGCGGGGUCGCAUUCUCAACAGAAGGAGCCGAGGGCCGAGGAUGAGGCUAGGCGCCGUCUGGUGCAGGUCGCCGGUGUGCCCGCCGCUGCGGAGGACGAUGCCAGCGGUGCUAAGCGUCGUCCGCGACAGGGCCGCCGUCGUAGGCAUCGGCGAGGUGGCAUUGAUGCUCACGAGCUCUCUGGUGACGAGACGGCCGAGUCGUCCAUGGACGAGAACCUUGACGACGGGGAAGGGUCAGGCCCCGAGGAGGAUGGGCGUGGAGAAGCACUCGCAGCGCGAGCUUUCGAGGGGGCGCGUCAAAGCCGAGCUCGGGCACACCGCGAGAAGGAGCACAUCCCAGUCGACGAGUACGGCGUUCCCCUGCGUGACGUGAAGGGUCGCGAGUUCUCGGCAUACCUGCGCGAGCGCCUGUCACGUAUGGCGCCGGGGCGGCGUACCUCGUUGCUGAACGAAAUGGAUCGGAUGAGCGACUACGAAUUGAACCGCCAGGACACGAUAUCGAGAAACGAGUGCACGAUCCGUGCUUCGCUCCUCAAGGAGGGUCUCCUGACCGAGGCUGACCCUCUCUGGGGAGAUGUCGUGCCCCAGAAGAUCGUCGCCUCUCAGGUGCACGAAGGGGGCGGAGACACUGGGCAUGCGCGCAGCGCAUCGCCUGCGGGUGCCGAGCGUGGAGCUGUGGGUGCUGACGAGCCUUUGUCGCGCCCCUUCGCGCAGCCUCCCGUACCCUCGGAGGCAGACGUGGAUACGCCCUCUCAACGAGCAGUCGACCGCGAUACCCCGGCCGACAACGGCGAAGAACAGGGGUCCGCAGGUGACCUCCAAAGUGUCGAUGGCUGCGGCGACCUCGCCCCCAUUGAACAGGGCGCCUCUCGCGACCACCGGCUCAGCGCGUCCAACAACAACGAGGCUGACAAUCUUCGAGAGAGCGUCAACCUCACCCCUACCAACGGCGGCGCCGAGGACAACAACCUCGUCGGGAACUCCGUCACAUUGCAGGGCGAAGAGGAUUCGCCCGGAGCACAGCAGGGGCUCAAGGACAGCGCGCUCACGCCGGCAGAUGCGCGUCUCGACGAGCAGCCAGGAAUCGACAACCCGCGGCGUGCCAAGGCGUCGAAAGGCAGAGGUGCAGUCCGAGCGCGCGGGAGGAAGGUACCUACCCCUCUCGCUCAGGAUAAGGAGGGUGGUGGCGCGGGCAACAUCGUGCAGGGUGCCGCCGUCGCUAACGCUACCCCGGGCACGACGCGCGAAGGGGGCGGGAAGCAUAGGCGCGGCUUGGACGACGAGCGGCCCGGGAACAUCUUUUCGGUGUCGCGCGCGGGGUGGCUGGACUGGGUGUCUCUCGGGGUGGACAAUCUCGCUUUGGACGACGUUGCAACCAAUUCCGAGGCCGACAAGGCGUGGAGGACGGUCGUAGCGACGUGGUGGGUGCUGGAGAAGCAUGAUGAGUUCAAGAAGGACAAGCGAGUUCCCGCGAAUGGCUGCCGUCCCAAGGAGAUUGGGGAGUGGAUCAAGCGCGCGCGCAUGACAACGUUCGCGCCCCAGGUUCCCGCGAAUACGCCCCCCGAAGACUUCCUCGACGACUGGAAGGCCUCGAUUUGGCGCUGGUGGUCUUCGCUGAACCCGCAGUGGCGCCAGCGCAACACAGAUGGCAAGGUCGGCAAGGGACGCGGCACCGCCGGCGACUGGCUGUGCCUCCACUACCCAGGUCUCAACGGCCAUCUGAGCGUGCUGAAGGGGGUGAAGUGGUGGUUCGACUUGGAGGGAAACCCAGGAGGAAGUCGUAGCUGGCUAGAGCUCGUAGAGGAUAUUCAAUGGGCUCUAGACGGGGUUCUGAAGCAGCUCAGGACCCACGUGCACAACGGCACGAAAGCGCGCGCACCGGAAAUGGCUGCGAAAUGGAAUUUCCCGAGCCGGAUUGCGAGCACGGCCAUCCGAGAUUGUAAUCAGCGAUAUGUAAACUGUCGUUUGGUUUUAAAUCCGGGGUACAGCAUCAGCUGGAAGGAGGAGCAGCGCCGACUCGUGGAUGAGGACUGGGACGUCAUCACCGCUCUCCGGUACUGGUCCGCAGAGGCGCCAGAUAGGGCGCUCUACGAGUCCAUGAGCGCUACGAUCGAGUCGACCUGGUUUUCGAGCUUCCAAGAUCGUAGGCGGGACAGCAGCGGAGACCCGACGAACUGCAGUGGAAGCAUGGAGCAGGAUACUUCAGCGGUGGUCAAGAGCAUGUCAGACGUAGCCGACCGGCUCGAACAACUCAACAGGUACUUGGACAUUGCCCCGCAGUUCAUCGAGGCUGCGAACGAGCUCAUCGAUGCCCUCGAUGCUGCGGAGGCGGCCGAUAUUGUCUCGCGCUCGCCCGGCGCCCUCUUGCCACACCUCAAUCCAUCCUCCCCACCAGGUCCGCCAUACGGCGAUCGCCUCCACAUUCCUGCGUCCCGCACCCCCGCGCCCUGGUCCUCGUCCGCCAGCAGCUUGUCUGACUCGCCCAUCCGCACAACGAGUCUGCCAAGCACAAGGCCCGGUUCCGCCAGGUAUCCUUCAACCAGCCCGUCCCCGGCCCCAUCUAGCACGGCGGAGGGUACGGCGCCAUCGCUCGGGAGCGCGUCGGAUGGUGCAUAAUGA
Molecule: messenger RNA, 4935 nt
Organism: Schizophyllum commune H4-8
Lineage: Eukaryota; Fungi; Basidiomycota; Agaricomycetes; Agaricales; Schizophyllaceae
Exons: 12
Coding region: 1-4932 (1643 amino acids)
Source: RefSeq, a predicted model, not a curated record